GCCGCCGCGGCGGGGCUGCUCCGCGCGCCGGGCCGAGCCGAGCCGAACCCAGCCGAGCGGUGCCGAGCAUGGCGCGGUUGCCCGGCUGGGCGUUGUCCUGGCUGCUUCUCUUCUGCUCCCUGCCCGCCGCAGAGCCCGUGGCGGUGAUGUCGGUGGACGUGGGCAGCGAGUCGAUGAAGAUCGCCAUCGUGAAGCCUGGGGUGCCCAUGGAGAUCGUCCUGAACAAGGAGUCACGAAGGAAAACACCUGUGGCUGUUUCCUUGAAGGAGAACGAGCGUCUCUUUGGUGAUGGUGCGCUGGGGAUGUCCAUAAGGACGCCCAAGGUGGCAUUCCGGUACUUCCAGGAUCUGCUGGGUAAGCGGAUCGAUAAUCCCCACGUGGCACUGUACCAGUCCCGAUUCCCGGAGCAUGAGCUGGUGAAGGAUGAGACAAGACAGACUGUUAUCUUCAAGCUGUCCCCAACGAUGUGGUAUUCUCCCGAGGAGAUUCUGGGGAUGGUCCUGAACUAUUCACGUGGUCUGGCUGAGGAAUUUGCAGAGCAGCCCAUCAAAGACGCAGUGAUCACAGUUCCUGCUUACUUCAACCAAGCGGAGAGGAGAGCAGUGCUGCACGCCGCCCGCAUGGCUGACCUCAAGGUGCUGCAGCUGAUCAAUGACAACACAGCUGUAGCAUUGAACUACGGGGUUUUUAGGAGGAAAGACAUCAAUGCCACGGCACAGAAUAUCAUGUUUUACGACAUGGGAGCAGGAAGCACUGUUUGUACCAUUGUUACAUAUCAGACAGUGAAAACUAAGGACUCGGGAACCCAACCUCAACUGCAGAUCCAAGGCAUUGGGUUUGACCGUACUCUUGGAGGUUUAGAGAUGGAGCUUCGUCUCCGGGACUACUUGGCAAAACUCUUUAAUGAGCAGCACCCUUCCAAAGAUGUCAGGAAGAAUCCUCGGGCCAUGGCCAAACUGCUGAAGGAGGCCAACCGCCUGAAAACUGUGCUGAGUGCAAACGCUGACCACAUGGCGCAGAUUGAGGGACUACUGGAUGACAUAGACUUCAAAGCCAAGGUCUCAAGACAAGAAUUUGAGGAUUUGUGCUAUGACUUGUUCAAGCGCGUCCCAGGACCCGUGCAGCAGGCUCUGAGUAGCGCAGAGAUGAACAUGGAUGGAAUUGACCAGGUGAUUCUAGUUGGCGGUGCCACACGGGUCCCCAAAGUGCAGGAGGUUUUGCUGAAAGCUGUGGGCAAAGAAGAGCUGGGCAAGAAUAUCAAUGCCGAUGAGGCUGCUGCUAUGGGUGCAGUCUACCAGGCAGCUGCUCUGAGCAAAGCCUUUAAGGUGAAGCCCUUCAUUGUUCGGGAUGCUGCCGUGUUUCCUAUCCAGGUGGAGUUUACUCGUGAAGUUGAGGAGGAUGAUAAAUCCAGGAGUUUAAAGCAUAACAAGAGGAUUUUGUUCCAGCGCAUGGCACCCUAUCCCCAGCGCAAAGUAAUCACUUUCAACCGCUACACAGAUGACUUUGAGUUCUAUGUCAACUAUGGAGAUCUGACAUUCCUCAAACAGGAUGACCUGCGAGUUUUUGGUUCUCUCAAUCUCACUACUGUGAGGCUAAAGGGAGUUGGAGACAGUUUCAAGAAGCACUCUGACUAUGAAUCCAAAGGCAUCAAAGCACACUUCAACAUGGAUGAGAGUGGUAUACUGAGUCUUGACCGGGUGGAAUCGGUGUUUGAGACCUUGGUGGAAGACAAGCUGGAGGAGGAGUCAACACUGACAAAACUUGGAAACACUAUCUCAAGCCUGUUUGGGGGUGGUGGCCCUACACCGGAGACCGGAGAGAACCUGACAGACUCAGUUCAGGAAGAGGAAGAGAGCCUAGCAGAAGCAGGUAAAGAAGAGCAGGGGGAGAAACAAGACCAGAAAAGCCAUACUGUAGAUGCUGCUGAAGAGCAGGGACAAGAGAAACAGCAGUCUUCAGGUCAAGCAGAAACUGCCUCUCCAAAAGUAGAGUCACAGAGAAAGGAAGAAGGCGAGAAAUUAGAGCCUCAGGGUCCCAAAGAAAACAGAGAAACUGCAAAAGAGGAAGAACUGUCCAAAAGUUCCAGUGACAGCACAGCUACCAAAACAGAGGAAGAGAAGAUCAAAGCACCCAAGAAGCAGAAGCUUGUCCAUGAGAUCACCAUGGAGCUGGAUGUAAAUGAUGUGCCCGACCUGGAAGAAGACGAACUGAAGAACUCAAUGAAAAAACUCCAAGACUUGACAAUCAGAGAUCUCGAGAAGCAAGAAAGAGAAAAAUCAGCCAACAGCUUGGAGUCAUUCAUCUUUGAGACCCAGGACAAGCUUUACCAAGAGGAGUAUCAGUUUGUCUCGACAGAGGAGCAGAGAGAAGAAAUUUCCAAAAAGCUUAGUGAGGCUUCCAGUUGGAUGGAGGAGGAGGGCUAUGCAGCUGCAACAAAGGAGCUGAAAGACAAGCUUUCAGAGCUGAAAAAGCUUUGUAGGAACCUUUUCUUCCGUGUUGAGGAAAGGAGAAAGUGGCCAGAACGCCUGGCUGCUCUGGAAAGUCUACUCAAUCACUCCACCAUCUUUCUCAGGGGAGCCCGAAUGAUUCCAGAGUCUGACCAGAUAUUCACAGAAGUGGAACUGAGUACACUGGAAAAAGCCAUCAACGAAACAACGAUUUGGAAAAAUGAGACGCUGGCUGAACAGAACAAGCUUACUCCUACUGAGAAACCUGUGCUGCUCUCUAAAGAUAUAGAGCUCAAGAUAGCAGCCCUGGACAGGGAAGUGCAGUAUCUCCUGAAUAAAGCCAAGUUUGCAAAACCCAAACCCAAAAGGGAGAAGAAUGCCACAAAAACUGAUUCAGGCAAGAAUACCACAGCAGCCCCUGAGACUGAGAAUACUAUCCCUCCCACGGAGGGGAAACAAGAAGACAAACUGGAGGAUAUUGAUCCAGCCAAGGAACCUCCUACAGCUGAGAAAGCAGCAAUAGAUGAUAAGCCUGGAUCAGACUCCGGGUCCAAAAAAGAGAAGGCAGAAGCUGGAGGAGAAAGCAGGAAGAAUGAUGAAUUGUAACACCCUGAAAUCCCACAAGUGUCAGCAUCUAUUUAUUUCAUACUUACUUUCUUGUUUUUCUUAUGGACCUGGUUAGUUAUGAUGUAAAUGGAACACAACAAGAGUCUAACAACACAA
Molecule: messenger RNA, 3170 nt
Organism: Hirundo rustica (Barn swallow)
Lineage: Eukaryota; Metazoa; Chordata; Aves; Passeriformes; Hirundinidae
Gene: HYOU1
Product: hypoxia up-regulated 1
Exons: 24
Coding region: 69-3053 (994 amino acids)
Biological process (GO): cellular response to hypoxia; endoplasmic reticulum unfolded protein response; negative regulation of hypoxia-induced intrinsic apoptotic signaling pathway
Cellular component (GO): endoplasmic reticulum chaperone complex
Molecular function (GO): ATP binding; ATP-dependent protein folding chaperone
Source: RefSeq, a predicted model, not a curated record